Homarus americanus (American lobster) is the source of this 1411-nucleotide messenger RNA. RefSeq names its product protein mab-21-like 2. NCBI's taxonomy places the organism in Eukaryota, Metazoa, Arthropoda, Malacostraca, Decapoda, Nephropidae. The record is from RefSeq and is a predicted model, not a curated record. The transcript has a single exon. Bases 282 to 1406 code for a protein of 374 amino acids.
UCACUCAUAGCCAGUAGAUCCCAAGGAUAGGGAACAGACGAAGUCGUAGUUUAGAGGAGCCAACUUAUCAGUGAACUAAAUGGAUAUUAUAUAGUAAUUACUCACGGAGAUUUAAGCCCCAAAUCAAGUUUUCGAUCCUAACUGUGUGCGAGGGAGUUGUAAGCAGCGCCUCGUGAAGCGUGGUGGAAUAAGUUACAUGCGGCUGCCCUGCCUGGCCGACUUGUGAGGCUCGCCACGAGAAUAUUGUGUGUGUGUGCAGCGGAGACAGAGUACCAGACACCAUGUUGGUGCCCAGCGACGGCGUCUCCUCUGGCUCCGGCAAGCUGGUGGCCGCCCUCGAGCAGUUCUACGCCGAGCAGGUGUCCAAGAGGCGUAUGAUCGUCAACAAGCGGGUGGAGGAGGUGGUGCAGGUGGCUCAUGACCUCAUGAAACAUGUGGAGGCGCAGGAGCCCCGCUGCCUCUCCACGCUCACCCAGGCCGGCGGCCGCUGGGAGGGCCUCCACAUCCUCUCCCCUAACGAGUACCAAGUCACCAUCUACCUCAACCAAAUGGGAGAGUUCAACCUGGUGGAUGACGGUACUGUGCCUGGGAGUGCCGUCCUCAAGCUGAGUGACGGUCGCAAGAGGUCCAUGUCGCUAUGGGUAGAGUUCAUCACGGCCUCGGGUUACCUGUCCUCACGUAAGAUGCGUGCCCGCUUCCAGACCCUGGUGGCCCAGGCGGUGGAGAAGUCCCAGUACCGCGACCAGCUGAGAAUGGUGGGCGGCACCUCGGAGGUCCGCGUCAGGAUUCGUGACACCUACACCCUCGACCUCACCCUCGCGUUCAAGUGUUACGGCAUCUGGCCCAGGUCAGCUGCCCACUGGCCUGAGCUGUCCUUGCCCUGGCCUGGGGUGGAGCUGGCGGCAGAGGUCAAGAUGUCAGGGUUCACCUUAGUGUCACGUGACUGCUCCCACCUAGCACGAGACAAGGACAAGGAGAAGCAAGACGCUGCCAUCACGGCUGAGGGUGACACCUGGGUCAUGGUGUUCAUGGAGGCUGAGGACAGACUCCUCACUCAGGGAUGCCGUAAGAAGUGUCUCUCUAUCCUCAAGACUCUGCGAGACAGGCACCUCGACCUGCCAGGUAACCCCGUCAGCUCGUACGUGCUCAAGACCCUGGUGUUGUACGAGUGUGAGAAACACCCACACGAGUGGGAGUGGGACACCAUCAGCCUGGGGGACCGCAUCAACGGCAUCCUAUUGCAGCUCAUAUCAUGUCUGCUGUGUCGUAGGUGUCCCCACUACUUCCUGCCUCAGGUGGACCUCUUCCGUGGGUCACCCCGCCAGAGCCUCACUCAGGGGGCCUCCCAAACGUGGCGCCUCACCCGUGACCUUCUCACCAGAACAGAAUACCUUCAACAGUGCUAAUGCGC